GUACUCUAUUCAUGUCUCUAUCAACUGCGCAUCUUCGUGGUAUGAUGUCAACUUUCCCAUAGAGCGGUCCAUACAUCGCAGGCCGUCACUGAUACCGGUAAAAUAUCUUCCUUGCAGGUUUUUUGUACGCGAUGACCUGAUGCUCACUUCCUUUACUCCACUAUCAUAGUAAGUAUUGACGUACUGGCUCGGACACGGACGCCUGUGGCCCGAAGUUCUCAUCCUUCCUUCAUUUCUUCCUCGACUAUUUCACAAAACUCAAAAUCACUGCCUGAACGCGAUGGCAACUCGUUAUUUCCCUGGAUUUCAGCGUGAUACUACUCGCGACCGACCAUUCUAUGAUCCUCAUCUUCCUUCUUAUUCCUCUGCUGUUCGCGAAAAAUUGCAUCUCCAGUCCAGUGGUAGCCAAUGGCUCGUGCCUAUGACAGGUUCAACGCGCCGAAUACGUCUCGAAUCCCUGAGCCCCGGGCCUCGCUUCAGACUAGCUCGAGUCGGUCGACGAAGAGGUUUCAUCUGUCGAUGUGUUGCUUUCCUUACCGUAGUCUUUGCCAUUGCCGUGAUCAUCCUCAUGUUGUUGGGUACUGAAGAGUCACACUGGACACCUCCGUUCAGGGAUUCAACCCUCGUGUUUGGCAGAGAGAAUUUGCAACGCAUUUGGAAGUGGGAAAUCGAGAGCGGACAUUACCCCAGCAAUGGGAAGAUACCCGAGCAGAUUGGUUUCACCUCCGCUAUUUUGAAUCCAGCCUUGCCUCCAGCAAAGGCACACACACUCAUUUCACCCUUUACGCCCCCCGCCAGGGCCAUUGGUCCCCGUAGGACUUAUCUUGAAAAUCAGAAGCACAUUGCAGAUUUAGAUAUCAUUCUAGAGCAAUGUAAUUUUUCAGAGGGCAAGUAUGUCCGCGAUUGCUUGGAAUUUUUGCGCGUCUCAGCUGGUUUGGAUAAUGGCCGAAGACUUCGACGAGGAUCAGUGGAUGAGUGGAAAUACGCUUUUAUGGAAGAGGAUCGACUAGAAGAAGAAAGUUUUCCCCGCGCUACGCAGGCUGCACCUAUAGCGCCUGCUGGACCAUACCCCACUGGACGCCAAAACUCCAAUGCGGGAUUGAUGAAGAAGAGGAACGUUCAGUGGGAGCGUCCACUAGAGCUCCCACCCCCCGAGCAGCCAAGCGUGGGUUCAAACCGUUCGACUGCUUGUGAUCCUGAAAAUCUCCGCCUGUUCCAUAUGUUUUGGGCAGGUCCAUUCAACGAGAAACCAUAUGUCGCGCUGUCAUCCUUUCUUUUCACUCAGAAUCUUGGCCUCCAUCUUGAACCGGGGCAAGAGCUUGACGUUUGUCGUCCACAGAUCUGGCUGUGGAUUAAUCCUGGUCCUGCAGCGGCCGUUCCCAAUCCCACCGCGCUCACAGAUAUGUACGACGCACUGAAGACGAACCCAUGGGCAGCACCUUUCCUUCAUCCGCGUUUCAAGAAUGUUAUCAAAUUCAGACUCUGGAACACGACGGAACAACUUGAUAGCAACCUUGAACUGAGAGACGAGUGGAGGAAAAUGGACACUCUCUUCAAUUCAGGAGGUGUAACUGUGAGCGUACCUGCCGAGCAACCUGCAGGGAGCUCUAAUGCUACCUUAUCUAAAACCGGUGACAUGGUUCAUCGCCUUGGUUCGAAAUCGGAAGCGACUUAUGACAGGCUUUCCGUGAUUUUGUCUGACAUGGCACGUUUUAUCGUCACUCAUCGCUAUGGAGGGAUCUACCUAGAUGCUGAUACCAUCUUCUUGAGGGACUGGGAGGAGCUUUGGGGAUGGAAAGGCGCGUUUGCCUACCGGUGGGUUCCUGCCCUUGGUUCUUUCCUCUUCCGUACCGCAUUGAAGAACGGUUUCGACUUUCAUCCUGUCGCUGUCUCUAAGUACCUUAAAGAGGCGCACCUGGAGAACCUUUUGUUACGUGUUCCUGAUGCGCUAUUCGACCCAGCGUGGCUAAACACGGAAGGCUAUCAAAUGGAAAGGCCACCGUACCCCUUUUUCGCCGGCUUCGCUGAUUUCUUUGACACUCCAGAAGUGCAGAGUGCUGCACCGCAGGCCACCGGAUUUGAAGGGUUCUUCAGGGGAGCAUUCUCAUAUCACUUUCAUAACUUCUGGUGGAAGCCAUUCGAUCUUGCGAGGAACUGGCCGGACUUGGGGCCUAAAUUUGCAGGUGGUGAAAGGGCAGCGCGUGCUGCUGCCAACCCUCAUGCAGAUCCUGAUGAUUGGAGCAACAAAAUAACCGAUGACAAGCGUGAUUUGGACUGGGCGACUGUGCUGAAGCGAACGUUUGAGGCCUACAUCCGUGGAGAAAGACCAAAUAUGUAUGGUGAAUGGUUGCGGUGGUGACGAUCUAAACAGAAAGAUAUUUUCAAUGCGGAUCUAUUUGGCGCGAACUUUGGACAGAUGCUAUCAAAAGACGUGUAAUUUAAUGAUAAGUUAGCUCAAAAUGCUGUUGUGUAUCGAAAAAUAGUGGAGAGCUGAAUGCAUAUGCUGUGGUGAUUA
This is a messenger RNA of Suillus subalutaceus, 2515 nucleotides long. RefSeq lists its product as uncharacterized. The record is from RefSeq and is a predicted model, not a curated record. Gene Ontology annotation, biological process: maturation of SSU-rRNA from tricistronic rRNA transcript (SSU-rRNA, 5.8S rRNA, LSU-rRNA). The coding region runs from base 281 to 2359 and encodes 692 amino acids. Gene Ontology annotation, cellular component: nucleolus; small-subunit processome. The transcript is spliced from 8 exons. Lineage: Eukaryota; Fungi; Basidiomycota; Agaricomycetes; Boletales; Suillaceae.